AUGUCUCAUGAUCACCCCCAUCCACAUCCACAUCCGCAUCCCCAACCACAACCACAGUUAGGAGGUGGACCAUCUGGACCUCCAGGUGGACUCCCUGUCAAUCCAGCUUUAUUAACUUUACUGGACUCAUUACCACAUGAAAACGUUCCAUUCUCAUUACAGACCAUUCAAUUACCUUCACCUCCAAACGCACCUCCUCAACAAGGUAUAGUGGUCACAUGUACAGAGCAUCAAAAUUCUUCUUGUGAGAUUUGUGGAGUGGAUUUCAACGCUUUGAAUUAUAUGCAUCAAUUCUUGAGAAGUGCUCCUGCAGAAGCUAUUCCUCCUCCUCCAAACGUACAACCGCCACCUCAAAGAGCAGAGAUGAUCAAGCAGUUAAAAGAACAAGGGAAUACCGCUUUCAAAUCACAACAAUUCCCAGCUGCUAUUCAAGCAUAUUCCAAAUCUGCUGAUAUGGCAUUAUCGAGACCACCAUGGGAAUUAGCAGCUCUGUCAAGAGAUGAAACCGCUAUAGCAUUAUGUAAUAGAUCUGCAGCUUUCGCUUUUGUCAAUGCUUGGGCAAAUGCUUUAGCUGAUGCCGAAGCUGUUGUGAUAUUGAAGAGACCUUGGACGAAGGGGCAUUUCAGGAAAGCGAGAGCUUUGGUUGGAUUGGAAAGGUUUGAAGAUGCAAAGCAAGCUUUGAUUGAUGGAUUGCAAUACGAACCCAACGAUAAGGAACUGAAUAACUUUUUAAAAGAGAUCGAAGAGAAGCUACGUCAAGCCGAACCUCAGGAUUGA
Kwoniella shivajii is the source of this 777-nucleotide messenger RNA. RefSeq lists its product as uncharacterized. The transcript is spliced from 5 exons. The record is from RefSeq and is a predicted model, not a curated record. The coding region runs from base 1 to 777 and encodes 258 amino acids. Lineage: Eukaryota; Fungi; Basidiomycota; Tremellomycetes; Tremellales; Cryptococcaceae. Gene Ontology annotation, molecular function: Hsp90 protein binding.